This is a messenger RNA of Syngnathoides biaculeatus (alligator pipefish), 2315 nucleotides long. RefSeq names its product C-X-C chemokine receptor type 3-like. Lineage: Eukaryota; Metazoa; Chordata; Actinopteri; Syngnathiformes; Syngnathidae. Gene Ontology annotation, cellular component: membrane. The record is from RefSeq and is a predicted model, not a curated record. Bases 801 to 1883 code for a protein of 360 amino acids. Gene Ontology annotation, biological process: immune response; G protein-coupled receptor signaling pathway. The transcript has 6 exons. Gene Ontology annotation, molecular function: G protein-coupled receptor activity.
UGGCUUUUCUAAUGUCUGAGCUGAAAUUUGUUUAUAAGAAUUGAGAGGCAGAGGCAUGAUUACUAAUUUAAAACCUGUCGCGAUUUAACGCGACACCCCGUUGUUGCCGAGUCUUUUUUUUUUUUGUCGUCUUCGUUUUCGUUUUCCAUGUGUUGCUUUUGUUUGCGUCAGUCACCGCCGCGCAUUUCACAACUCAGACCCCCCACGAGAUGGGAAUUUUUCUGGCUUUCGUUUUACUUGUAGAGCUGAAGUUUUCCCGAAGCCCCGCACAUCCUCCCAUCCCUAAAAUUUGAUACAUUUGACCAAAGCGCGAAGUGAAGGACAGGUGGUUUUUUUUUUCUUCUCUCCUCCAUGUUUUUCACGCUCGCGCUGAACAUUGCAGCUGUCAUCUUCUGUUAAAGGAAAGAAAAUCCAGCCACUCAUGCACUUUUGAGGCGGUUAUUGGUGAACGCACUCAUGAGGAAGCUGCUGUCGGCCACAUCUCACACCUAGGCAUUCGUGCGCGGACUCUGCAACAAUACAUGCUACCCCCGCUGCCCCCGCCUCUUCAAGGCAAAUGUAUAACUAACACAAACAUGACAACAGGUGGUACUUUGUGUAAAAAGAGAAUACAUCAUACAUCAUAAAAACAGCAUUUACUGGAAGCUCUCUGUCCACAUCUCACUGUUCACAACAGGGCGGUGUUGGUGAGCCUCAGCUUUGUCAAUGACUGUGCGCGCGAGGGAGGGCUCCCGAUUUGAACCCACUCGCUGCUCUUGCUUCAUACGUUGACAUCACGGCACACCAUCAGCAGGACCAAGAUGGACGUCAACCUGGACGGAUUGUUCCGGUUUAACGACAGCUACGACUACGACGACGAUUACACGUACAAAGAUGAUGACCCGGAGUCGCAGAGCGGGGAGGAUGUGUGGAUCCCACUGGUUUACUCGGCGGUUCUGAUCCUGGGCCUGUUCGGGAACGGGCUGCUGCUGGUGACACUGGCGCUGAAGAAGCGAGCGUGGAGGACGUCUGAUACUUUCAUGCUCCACAUGAGUGUCGCCGACGUCCUGCUGCUGGUCACGCUGCCGCUGUGGGCGGCGCAGGCCACCCGGAGUUGCGGAUGGUGCAUCGGACUGACUCUUUGCAGGAUCAGCGCCGUUAUUUUUAAGGUGAACUUCUUCUGCGGGAUUUUUCUCCUGGCCAUCAUUUGUCUGGACCGUUACCUGUGGUUGGUACACGCCAAGCAGCUGUACUCCCACAAGAAGCCCACGUUGGUCCACCUCAGCUGCUUGUCGGUGUGGGUCAUCGCCCUGCUCCUCACCGUCCCCGAGUGGCUCUUCAUGGCGUUGGAGCGGCACCCGUGGAAGGAGGAGAGGACCCAGUGCGUCCUCAGCCUCUACCCCGCCGACAAGCGGCUGGCAUCGCGCCUUCCCCACCAUGUGCUCAGCGCGGUCGCCGUCAUCGUCAUCGGCUUCUCGUGCGCGACUCCGUGGCUCCAGCGCCCCGCCAAAACACUCCGUAAGAGGGUGGUCACGCUCAUCCUGGUUGGGGUCUUCUCGCUCUGCUGGAUUCCGUAUAACAUCGCGCUUGUCGCAGACACAUUCAGCGGGGCAGGGAACACCUCCGACGGUUUGUCCGGUCUUCCCCAAAGGACCUCUCUGACAGUCACGGCGGCAUUGGGCUGCAUCCACGCCUGCCUCAGGCCGUUACUCUACUUCGCCCUGAGCGGCGAUUUUAGGAAGUGGACGCUGGCGGCGCUGAGUUGCGUCAUUGCAGAACCUAAGGGGUCAGUGUGGGAAUUGGGCGUGGGUGACGACGCCUCGCUCGAGCAGAGCCCCGAGACGGAGGAGCUAAAGCAGAUCGCCAGUGUGGAGCAGCAAGUGCAGUCUAAAAUAUCCACAUAGCGGGGGGGGGACUCCAAUCAAGUUUUGUACUAAUUCACACUUCAGUCACCAGUUUUAGAACUUGGGACUUGCUUGGGUGGAACAUAUGAAAGACUCGAAUCGACUUGACUUUGACUUGAUCUUCAUGAGCCUUGACAACUUUGACGCGAAAUACAGGCUACAUUGACUUACUGAUGCCCCAACUUACAAGUUUUUUUCUGUUGUAAGCUAUUGCAUCAUAUUUUUUUUUUUUGCAUUUUGUUACGAUACAAAAUUUUACACACAGGUGAAGUGGGGGAGAAAAAGUGAAGCACUGUAAUACACUCCCAUGUGGGCAAGGAAAGACAGUUACCAAUGCACUUUCAGCCAUUGAUUGAACAGGACCAACAGCUAAACACAUAAAUUACAAAGAAAAAAAAAUGAAAGCACUCACAAGGAGCAUGGAACAGACAU